CCAUAUUCUCCGCAGUAUUCCAAGUGUCAUCAUGUUUAGUCUGUUGCUUCCAUUUUUUAUAUUAUACUCCAUACAUCAAACUAAAGGGCUUUGCGGUGACUCUAUAAAGUGGUCCCACCGUGUGAACAUGGACGAGGUCUAUGGGGUGUGGUACGGCGUCGGGUACGCUCAGCACAAUCCAGAUAUGACCAAUAUGCCUAAUGAAGUAGGAUGCGUUACUCUAUAUAUAACAGAUGCUGCAUAUGAACUUAAAGACAAUUGGCUCGAUUGGUCCAUAUUGCGUAAAAAUUUCUCAGAUCAAAAUUGGCGGUCUUCAAAAAGCAAUCCAUGGUCACGAAACGCAAUGGCGGGACCCUGGCUUGAUGUUCGAUUAAAAAGAAAGGUUAAAAGAAAUAUUUUAGAUGACGAAAAACGAGUAAGGAUAUUAUGGGAUGAAGAUGGACAUACAUUGGAGCAAGUUUAUCUUUAUUAUCCAGAAGAACCUGGGCUUUGGACAGCGGAUAAGUUGCGACCCUUGGAAAAGGAGAUGAUGUAUCGAGGCAUUGAUGUAUGGUACCCAGACGAUCCGCCUCGACAUCCCGAUGUGAUCCGGUUAAUAAAGGUCACGCCACACACACUUAUCAUAAAUCAUUGUUCGGAAGUGGGUAACGGUGGUAUAUUUUCUCUAAUUCUUCGAAGAUCACCCUCAAAGGUACAGCGGUGGGAAUGGUAUAAAUAUCAGAAAGAAUUCUAUAAAUUUGAAUUACCCAAUAUUUAUAGACAAGCGGCUGUAUGCUCGGCGUGUACUCAAAUAACAUCAGUCGUCAUUUUGUUUAGUUGUUUUUUUGUAAAUGUUUUGAAUAAUGUAUUUUUAAAUAAUAAAUGACUGAUA
Nymphalis io (European peacock) is the source of this 871-nucleotide messenger RNA. RefSeq lists its product as uncharacterized. The record is from RefSeq and is a predicted model, not a curated record. The transcript is spliced from 3 exons. Bases 32 to 865 code for a protein of 277 amino acids. NCBI's taxonomy places the organism in Eukaryota, Metazoa, Arthropoda, Insecta, Lepidoptera, Nymphalidae.